Molecule: messenger RNA, 1897 nt
Organism: Rhododendron vialii
Lineage: Eukaryota; Viridiplantae; Streptophyta; Magnoliopsida; Ericales; Ericaceae
Product: flowering time control protein FCA
Exons: 15
Coding region: 90-1532 (480 amino acids)
Cellular component (GO): cytoplasm; nucleus; ribonucleoprotein complex
Molecular function (GO): protein binding; mRNA binding
Source: RefSeq, a predicted model, not a curated record
UGCUCCCCCAUUCCCACCAAAACCAGAGGACUCCUCCAAAUGGAGAAGAUCUGACCAAAUUGAAUAGUAGUAAACUCACUUGUUCCGAGAUGGAUAGAGACAGACAGAGGCCGGAGAUGUACGGAGAUUUCUCCGACUCUCAUCGCAAUUCGCAUUCCUCUACGUCUUCUUGGUCCUCCGACGAUCCUCCUCCUCCUCCGCUUCCACCUCACCAAGCCCUAAACUCCGACGCACACAGAGCUGGAUACCCCGGCGACGGUGACUACCACCACCACCUCCGCCCCCAUCAUCAUCAUCACCAAACUCACCGCCACCACUCCAACCAACGCUACAACCACCAACCGAAUUUCAACUCCGAGCAGCAUGGCCCAGUCCCUGGCAGUGGGCCCGACGAUAAUCCAGCUCAUUUCGGCCGGAAGAGACCCUUUUUUUCUUCAGGUUGUAUUGAGGGUGGCAGUUUUGUGAAACUUUAUGUUGGGGGCAUACCAAGAACAGCAACACAGGAAGAGGUUCGCUCCUUGUUUGAGGAAUAUGGGAAGAUUGUCGAGGUUGUUCGACUUAAGGACAAUAGAACCUACCAACCACAUGAAUGUGGUUUUGUUAAAUAUGCAACUUUAGAGGAAGCGGACCGGGCCAUUGGAGCAUUACACAACAAAUAUACUUUUCCAGCAGGAGUGGCUCCAAUUAAAGUUCGAUAUGCAGAUGGGGAACGGGAACGCCUUGCCAUUGGUGCUUUUGUUCCUGUUCGUCAAGUUGGAUCUGUGACUCGCUCUUCUGAUCCAUCUGGGGGUUUUGGGACACAGGACUGCAAAUUGUAUGUUGGUUGCCUGAACAAGCAAGCUUCCAAAAAGGAAAUUGAAGAAAUAUUUUCUGCUUAUGGUCUUGUGGAAAAUGUCUACAUUGUACUUGAUGAAGUGAAGCAAAGUCGGGGUUCCGGGUUCAUCCAAUUUUCUCAUAGGGACAUGGCAAUAGCUGCAAUGAAUGCACUGAGUGGAACUUACGUCAUGAGGGGAUGUGAUCAACCAUUGAUCGUACGCUUUGCAGAGCCAAAGAAGCCCAGGAUUGGAGAACCAAGGGAUAGUUGCAAAUACGGUGGUUCCCGUCCUCAAGAAUAUGUUAGGCCAGCACCAUAUGUUAAUGACCCAAGGGCUGGACAUACAUUGCCUGAUGCUUCUCUUCCACUAAGUCCAAAGAAUAUGGCGUCAUCUUCCCAAUCUCCAGGGACUGGAGGCAAACCGCAGACAGUUUCUAGGACUACUUCUGUGUCAGAACUAGUUUUUCCUUCAAUUGCCAAUCCAUUAGAUUCUGAUUGGAGUGAACACACUUGUCCGGAUGGAUACAAAUACUAUUAUAAUUGUGCAACUUGUGAAAGCAGGUGGGAGAAGCCUGAAGAGUAUUUGUUACUUGAACGAGUACAAAAGCAGCUGCCGCAGCAGAUGCAACUUUCUUCUCAUCAACAGGUACUUGAUCAUAUGCAAGUACAGGCAGCGACAACGCCGACAAGCGUCAUCAUUUCUCCAACCUGUGUCUAAGUGGUAUUGCGAUAAGUCUUUUAAGGAACUCAGUUUAUUGCAGCAGUCCAGAAUGUUCAGAGUUGGCCUUGAGAAGUCCUAUAACUAUUUUGAAAUUCUAUAAUUGUAACUCCCAACCCAGAUGUGUUAUAUGUACUAACCUCUGAUCAUUUUCAUUCCAAACUUGGUUUCCCUAGCUUUUCUGCAAUGAUUUUGUCCGUUGCGACAAACAACUUCGUUAAGCCAACUUAUUUCGUGGUCAACAUAAUCAUUACAAUUCAUUUAUAUGUUGACAGCCUCAAUUGUUCUUCUGAAAAUGGUUGUAAAGAUGUAUAUCUGUUUGUUUUGCGUUCCUACAUUAGAAAAUAGAAGCUUGUUUUAACAUA